Messenger RNA from Linum trigynum, 3206 nucleotides. The record is from the annotation of a GenBank genome assembly. NCBI's taxonomy places the organism in Eukaryota, Viridiplantae, Streptophyta, Magnoliopsida, Malpighiales, Linaceae.
AGUGUUGGGCCUGGGCCUAUAAUUAAAUAGAGAGAAAAAAAAUCAUAGGCCAAAUGGGCAAUAGCCCAAUCGGCCACCUCCUCCCAUUAUUAUUCCUUCCCUCCCAAUCCAAUUAAUGGCCCAAUCCCCAAAUUAAUGGCCCAAUUGCCAUUUCCCUGUCCGUAUCCCAAGCCCCAGCGACCCAUCCCCAUUACUCCCCCUGUUCCCUCUUCUCUCGCUCGCAAGUCGCAAAAAAUAUAAUCCCCUGUUCCCCCGUAGCACCCCUCAUCAGCCUACAAACUUGCAUUACUAUCAAGUCGAUUUAUUCUAUGCAGUUAUAGAUUUGCAGUUGCAAGAAUUGAAUACUCGAUUUGGUGAGGUGAACACUCGAUUGUUGGACUGCAUUUCUUGUUUUAGUCCAGGUAACUCUUUUGCUUCUUUUGAUAAAGCAAAGUUGAUGAGUCUUACUGAGUUUUAUCCCGAGGAGUUUCCAUCCAAUGUGCUCUCACGACUUCAUCAACAAUUGGGGGGCUACAUUUCUCAUGUCAAGGAGGAUAAGAGCUUUGAUGGAUUGCGAGGAAUCGACGAGCUAGCUAGGAAAUUGGUGGAAAGGGGAAAGGACACUCUUUAUCCUUUAGUUUACUUGCUGUUAAAGUUGGUGUCGACCUUACCUGUGGCAACUGCAAGCUGUGAAAGAGCAUUUUCAGCUAUGAAGAUAAUCAAGAACGAUCUUCGAAAUCGGUUGAGUGACCAAUUUAUGAAUGAUUGUUUAGUUGUGUAUAUUGAAAAAGAUUUGCUUUGCAGCAUAUAUAAGUGAUGAAUGUAUUUUAGAGACAUUUCAGCAGAUGAAAAGUCGUCGCAGUUCGUUGUAAACAUGAUUACAUGACAUUGUGAACUUUAUGAAUUAAUUUCUUUUAAUUUUUACUUAAUUUUUAAUUUAAUUUAAUUAUUAUAUUUUAUCGGCGACACACCUCUCCGACAAUCCUGAGUCCGCCACUGUAUACACCCAUUACAUUCUCAAAUUUCAUUCCUCAUCUUCCUCCGGCCAACUGGCCGGGGCCACACUAGUUAGUAAUCAAAGGAGAAGUCCAUUUAUGGAACGAAUGGAUUGUAUAUGGAAAACCACAGGAAGGGCUCCAAUCUGUUAUCUGUAACAGCCUUUCGAAUUAGAGCACGUUUAGCUCCUGAUAUUAGGUAAGAAACACUAUCAUUAAGGUUUAUCUAUGUAUAUAUGUCCGAUGGCUGCACUAAACAGCAAAUAAAUGAUUUGCUGCUGCUUCCAGGAAACUUCCAAAAUCUUGGAGUUUCCAUUCCUUGGGGAUCACUCACCACACCAGCCAUCUUCUCCCCCCUCCAAUUCACCAUAUAUUUUUUUUUUCUUUAUAUAUUAGUCUCUUCUCCCUCGAGCUUUUCGUCCAACAACAGGUUCACUUCAUAUCCACCUCACACGGCUGGUCCGUCCGCCCCUUUUGCAAGGGGAGAUAUGGAGUAUCAAAUUGCGGAUCUCCACAUCGAGCUCCCGUGCCGGAGAAUGCUCGCCGAUGCCGUCGCGCCGUCGGGAGAAGGCCCCAGCAGCCUGACGGCGAGAAUCUUGCUCACUUGCGGAACAUUCGCUAUUCUUUUCACGGUUCUCUGCCUCUUCGUGUUCUGUUUCUUCAAAUUCUGCCCGGCCUCCCCCGAACAGGGCACCGAUCGCCGCUCCGAAUCGAAUAGGAAAGCGGCGGUGGAGCAAGUUCUGGCGACGUUUCCGGAGUUCGCCUACAGCGCGGACGAAUCGCAGGCGGCGCCGUCUUGCUCGUUCUCGGCGGUGUGCUCGAUCUGCCUGGAGGAGUACGAGAUCGGGGAUUGCUUGAGGGUGCUGCCCAAUUGCGACCACGUGUUUCACAGGGGAUGCAUCGAUCUCUGGCUCUCCACCCGCUCUUCCAGCUGCCCGAUUUGCAGGGAUCAAGCGGUGGCUCGGCAUGACGGGGAUUCCACCGCACCCGGAGGAAAUUGCAGAAACGGAGGAGGGCAGAGUCGUCCGGCUCCAUUUUUGAACAUGAAUUUCGGCGGUGACCUUCUGUGAACAGCGCGUGUAGAGCACAAUGAAUUCGGGAGUCGGCUCUAUUUGUGUUUUUGCUGACCAAAUUUUGCGGCGAAGGGAAAAUCUUUCUUUAAUUUUUAGGGUAAACAGAUUCGCUUCUCCUAUGAUUAUGAGUCAAUCAUUACUGAUAGAGUGUACAGUGCGGAUUAAGAUUCAAGGCUUGUGAACCUUUUUACUUCACUUCAGAUUUCAUUUUUUGCUCGUCGAGUUCAGUGAGCAAUGCAUCAAACAAUAACUCAAACAAAUUUGCAACCUGCUACACUAUUUUUUUGUUUUUUUUUAUCAGAGAAAAGGGUGCAUAGCACCACUAUCUCAAAUUAACAUAAAAUACAAUGAUGCGUUGCCCCUCCAAGUCUAUCAUACAUGUUCAAAUGAGUAAGAUCUGGAUCUGAAAGAGAAAUAACAUGAGCGACCCUUUCUAGCUGUGCAAUCCGCUAAGCAUUGCCUUCUCUGUAUAUGUGAACUACCCAAACCUGCCAAUCACGAUCCACGAGGGCUCGCAAACGCAGGACGAGGGAAGCGUGUUGGUGGUUCGGGUCUUCCUGGCUACUGCAGCGGUGGAAUCAAGCCAAACUUCCACCUUUCAAUGACCGAGAUGGCUUGACACCUCGAGACCCUCAAUGAUACCUCUCACUUCGGCUCUGGUAAGGGAAUAUAACUUCCUAAGUUCAUAGCAUAGGCACCCAACAACCGAUCAUGCAAAUCUCGCACAACUCCUCUGGCUGCUGCUUAUCGGGAAGAUGAGAGUAACGAACCGUCGAAGUUACUUUGACCGACUCCUCUUGCGGUGCCGGUCUCCACCCCACGUCCAGGCUUCGACGGGAGUAUGUUGAUGGAUGACUCCUUAGUUGAGAUUCUCUCCUAAGCAAAGGUUCUUUUGCUAAUCUCAUUGGGUGCCGCUGCUAGACCUAAAAAGAUGUCCUCAUUCCCAAGACGGACCUAAAAAUCUGGCAACGAAAGAUGGGAAAAGAGCCAAUCGAAGAAAGGUACCGUGAAGAAGUCAUGUGUGAUCUGACCAGGAUGGAGAGUCCGCCAAACAACCCUCGCCGUUGGGCAUUUUCGUAGGACAUGGUCUUCUGUUUUUUCAAUUCCCUGGGAAAUGUGGCACAUGUUGGAAAAAUGUGACUAAAUUACACGUUUGGUC